AUGCCCAAACACUAUUCUCUCGGUCAGCAACUCCUCUCUACACUCACUACAUUACAUUUUUUUGAAUUCUACACUACUGGAACAGGAGCUACUGGAAGAGAGCCUCCCAAGCGUCAGCCCCAGACCGUGAACCGGGACUCCCUGUUCAUCUCUUCUCUCCCUCUUUUAUUCUUGGAGGUAAGUGGUAUCUUUGCUGGAAAUGCAGAUGCAGUGGUGCGUGUGGUGCAUGCCUUCCAUUCUGCUGGGUUUCACCUCCUCUUUUCUCUCCGUGAAUCAGCAGUCCAGGAAUUGGUGAGGGUGUUAGGGGAGCGAGGUCGACGGGAUGACGGCCACCUUGAUGGUAGCCAAGGAUCAAUUAACGAGAGAAGGAAUGACGAAGAAGAAAGGAUUGGAAGCGGCACAGAGGGUGGACACCAAGAGGAGCAGCCAUAUUGGAGGAGGAGGGUCGAGUUACCCGUGUUCGAAGGAAACGAGCCUAUGAACUGGAUUUAUAGGGCGGAUAAAUUUUUCGAACUGCAAGGGGUACCGGAGGACGAGAAAUUGCGCCUGGCAUACAUCAGCAUGGAAGGGAUAGCAGGACACUGGUUCCGGUUUUGGAGGGAGAAAGCCAGGAACAGAUCAUGGGCCGGGUUAAAAGAGGCAUUGGUGAUCCGGUUUGGAGGCAGAAAUCGAGGCACGGUCUUCGAAAGACUGGCAUCUUGUAAACAAACGGGAUCUGUGGGAGAUUAUAUUCAAGAAUUCGAGGUGUUGGUGGGCCAAGCAGAGAAAAUACCCGAGGCACAAUUAAUGGGGUAUUUCAUGGCAGGUUUACAGGAGGGGAUACGUAACCAACUCAGGUUGCUUGACCCAAAAGAGUUUAUGGACGUCAUGAGACUAGCAAGAGACGUGGAGGCGUUCCAGGCUGGGGCAAGGGCGAGCGGAGGCAUCGUCAGCAAGGGACAAACGUGGGGAAAGCCGAGCGGUGCAGUGACAAGGGUGGAUACUGGCCGCCACAAUCAGAACCGAACGGGUACUGUGGAAAAGGAAGGAGGUCCAAGACGAGAAGGUGAGCGUACGUUCUCUAGCGCUCAGGGCAGGAACGUACGGGAUUUACCGUACGCGGAGUACGUCAAGCGCAGGGAGGAAGGGAGGUGUUUCCGGUGCGGAGGACCGUUCGGUCCGGGCCACCGCUGUCCAGAAAGAGGGAUUCGGAUGCUGAUUUUGGCCGAAGAAGAGGAGCCAGGAGGGGAAGAAGAGGUGGAGGUGGAAUGCGAACAACUGGAGCUGUCUGCUCUCUCAGCAGGAGGGCUCACCCAGCCCAGAACGAUGAAGUUGCACGGACAGAUAGGGACACAGCAGGUUUUGAUCCUAAUUGACAGUGGCGCCAGCCACAACUUCAUCAGCAGGGAAUUGGUAGAAGAUCUAUCUUUACCCGUCGUGGAUACACCACCCUACCGGGUGAGUUUGGGGGAUGGACGGAGGAAGGAGACGAGGGGAUGUUGUGAAUCAGUAACGGUUCAGGUAGGGGAGAUUGUGAUCAACGAACGUUUUCACUUGUUCGAAUUGGGCGGAGUGGAUGUGAUACUGGGGGUCGAAUGGUUGGCCAAGCUGGGCGAGGUAAUCAUAAAUUGGGGGCAGCUGACCAUGGCGUACGUACAAGCAGGGAACAGGGUGACCAUCAAGGGAGAUCCAACUCUAACUAGGAGGUUGGUGGAACCUGCAGCUUUGCUUAAAAUGAAGGAAGUCGAGGUCUGGUUAUUAAUGUGGGAGCUGGCGGAGACAGAGAAGGAAAAGGAACCAAGACCGUACGUUCCGGAAAACGAGACGUUCGGUCCAGGACUGACUCGGACGCAGACGUUCGACAUGAAGCGAAUCCUGGAACGUCACGUUGAAGUGUUUCACGAGCCGGACGGACUACCACCUGAUAGGGGAAUGGCUCAUCGAAUCCCCUUAAAGGAAGGGACAGACCCUGUGAAUGUAAGGCCGUACAGAUAUCCCCAUGUAAUGAAGGAGGAGAUUGAGAAACAGGUGGCGGAAAUGCUGAAGGCAGGCGUUAUAAGGUCAAGCACCAGUCCAUAUUCAAGCCCUGUAAUUUUGGUAAAGAAGAAGGAUGGCAGUUGGCGGUUUUGUGUGGACUACAGGGCCCUAAACCGAGCUACCGUACCUGACAAAUUCCCUAUUCCCUUGAUAGAGGAGUUGCUGGACGAACUGAGGGGAGCCAAAUACUUCUCAAAGGUGGAUUUAAAGUCAGGCUAUCAUCAGAUACGAAUGGGAGCAGGUGACAUAGAGAAAACGGCUUUCCGGACGCACCAGGGCCACUACGAAUUCAUGGUAAUGCCGUUCGGCCUAACCAACGCGCCAGCCACUUUUCAGAGUGCCAUGAACCAACUGUUACAACCUUACCUGCGGAAAUUCGUACUGGUAUUCUUUGAUGAUAUACUGGUGUAUAGCCGCACCUGGGAGGAGCACUUGGAGCAUGUAGCGACGGUGCUAAGGGAGCUGGUGGCACAUAGAUGGGUGGCCAACAGGAAGAAAUGCGAGUUCGGCAGAACUCAAAUAGGGUAUCUGGGCCAUCGGAUAUCAGAGAAGGGGGUAGAGAUGGACGAGGACAAGGUGCGGGCAGUGCUGGAGUGGGAGAAACCGAAGACGGUAAAGGCUUUGAGGGGUUUUCUAGGGCUAACAGGCUACUACAGGAGGUUCGUAAAGGAUUAUGGGAAGAUUGCCCGGCCUUUGACCGACCUUCUCAAGAAAGGACAGUUUGCUUGGACGGAACAAGCAGAGGAAGCCAUGCUUAAGUUGAAGAAGGCAAUAACGACAGCACCUGUAUUGAUUCUGCCGGAUUUUAACCAGCCGUUCCACAUUGAGUGUGACGCGUCCGGGAAGGGGAUUGGAGCAGUACUCAUGCAAGGGAAGCAACCCAUAGCUUUCUUUAGCAAAGCGCUGUCGGAGGGAUCGUUAGGGAAGUCAAUCUAUGAGAAGGAACUAAUGGCGCUGGUUUUGGCCAUACAACAUUGGAGGCCGUACCUAUUGGGGCAACGGUUUGUGGUCCACACGGAUUAGAGGAGUUUGAA
Messenger RNA from Vigna angularis (adzuki bean), 3050 nucleotides. RefSeq lists its product as uncharacterized. NCBI's taxonomy places the organism in Eukaryota, Viridiplantae, Streptophyta, Magnoliopsida, Fabales, Fabaceae. Gene Ontology annotation, biological process: proteolysis. Gene Ontology annotation, molecular function: aspartic-type endopeptidase activity. The transcript is spliced from 2 exons. The record is from RefSeq and is a predicted model, not a curated record. Bases 1 to 3039 code for a protein of 1012 amino acids.